CUCUUUCAGCCCUUGAAUAAAAACUGCACCCAACUUCCCAGGCGCCCUCAUUGCCCAGCCGGACCCCAGCCCCUGAUAGGUUCCGUCCGGCCCGCUCGCCCCGUGUUCCGCCGGCCCCUGCCCAGCGCCCCCGACCCUCCGGCGCCCCGCGCUCGCUCUCUCGGUUCGCUCGCACCAUGGACAAGUUUUGGGGGCGCUUCGCCUGGGGACUGUGCCUCCUGCAGCUGAGCCUGGCGCAGAUCGAUUUGAAUAUAACCUGCCGAUAUGCAGGUGUGUUCCACGUGGAGAAGAACGGUCGUUACAGCAUCUCCAGGACGGAGGCUCCUGACCUCUGCAAGGCUUUCAACAGCAGCCUGCCCACCAUGGACCAGAUGGAGAAAGCCCUGAGCGUUGGGUUUGAGACCUGCAGGUACGGGUUCAUAGAAGGGCAUGUGGUGAUCCCCCGUAUCCACCCCAACUCCAUCUGUGCGGCCAACAACACAGGGGUGUACAUCCUCACAUCCAACACCUCCCAUUAUGACACGUACUGCUUCAAUGCCUCAGCUCCACCCAAAGAAGAUUGUACAUCGGUCACACACCUGCCCAAUGCCUUUGAAGGACCAAUUACCAUAACCAUUGUCAACCGCGAUGGCACCCGCUACAGCCAGACAGGGGAAUACAGAACGAACCCUGAAGACAUCAACCCCAGCACCCCCGCUGACGAUGACGUGAGCAGUGGCUCCUCCAGCGAGAGGAGCACUUCAGGAGGCUACGUCUUCCACACCCUCCUUCCAACUGUGUACCCGACCCAGGACCAAGACAGUACCGGGGUGUCUGACAACCCAGAGAAUACACCCAUUACCAGUACGGAUUCAAGUAUCAUCUCAGCAGGCUGGGAACCAACUGAAGAAAAUGAAGAUGAAAGAGACAAACACCCCAGUUAUUCUGGAUCAGGCAUUGAUGAUGAUGAAGAUUUUAUCUCCAGCACCAUUCCAACCACACCACGGCUUUUUAGCCACCCAAAACAGAACCAGGAUUGGACUUCACGGAGCCCCGGUGAAUCGAAUCCAGGAGUAUUACUUCAGACUACUACAAGGAUGACUGAUGUGGACCAAAGUGGCACCAGCGCCAAUGGAGAGAACUGGCCCCGAGAACCACACUCUCCUCUCGUUCACCAUGAGCAUCACGAUAACGAGGAGACCCAGCAUCCUGCAAGCACAAGUAAGGAGGCUGGAGCCCCAGCCCAAGACGGCCAUCUAGAUCAAAGAACGACAACGCAGAGUCAAGAGGACAGCUCCUGGACAUAUUUCUUUGACCCCAUCUCACAUCCAAUGGGACGAGGUCAUCAAACAGAAAGAUGGAUGGAUAUGGACUCCAGCCAUAGUACACCACAUCAGCCUUCUGCAGAUCCAAACACACAUUUGGUGGAAGACUUGGACGGGACAGGACCUCUUUCAGUGACAGCUCAGCAGAGUCAGACUCAGAGCUUCUCUACCUCACAUGGAGGCUUGGAAGAAGAUAAAGACCAGCCAGUGACUUCUGCUUCAACAUCUAGCAGUAAGGAUGAUAGGACUGAUGGCAAAGGUGGAAGAAGAGGUGGACAUCUUCCUGAAGACUCAGCUACUUCAGUGGAAGGCUCUACUUCUCACUCACCAGCCACGGGGGAAUACAGGACCCUCAUCCCAGUGACCCCUGCCAACACGGGGUCCCCUGGAGUUACUGAAGUCAAUAUCGCUGGAGAUCCCAAUUCUAACGUUAUUCAUUUCUUUUCAGAAGACCAGGACUCAUCGGUUCACCCCAGUGGAACGUCCCAUACCACUCAUGGAUCAGAAUCAGCUGGACACUCAAGUGGGAGUCAAGAAGGUGGGGCAAACACGACCUCAGGUCCUAUGCGGAAACCUCAAAUUCCAGAAUGGCUCAUCAUCUUGGCCUCCCUCCUGGCCUUGGCUUUGAUUCUUGCCGUUUGCAUCGCUGUCAAUAGUCGAAGAAGGUGUGGGCAGAAGAAGAAGCUGGUGAUUAAUAAUGGCAAUGGAGCGGUGGGGGACAGGAAGCCAAGCGGAAUCAACGGAGAGGCCAGCAAGUCUCAGGAGAUGGUGCACUUGGUGAACAAGGAGCCCUCGGAGACCCCCGAUCAGUAUAUGACAGCCGACGAGACGCGGAACCUGCAGAACGUGGACAUGAAGAUUGGGGUGUAACACCCAGGCCGUAGUGACCUUGGAGAGAAAUAGCACUUGGAGACAUCACCUUAAGAAGGAGCUGGGACACUUCACAGAUGUGACGUGCUACUGAUUGUUUCAUUUGGGGAUCUUUUUUUAGUAUAAAAUUUUCUACUCCUUUUUGGUUUUUUGCAUUUUGUUUUUUAAAGUCAAGUCCAGUUUAUAAAAACAGCAUUGCUUUCUGAAAUGAGGACCCAAUUGAUAACCGCAAGAAUCUGACUGUUCCAGUUCCCACCUAGAAGCCUCCACCCUGUAGGGCGUGCUCUGGAUGGCUUCUAACAAAAGCCACAAAUAUGUCAUCCUGAUCCCGGCCAUCCCACCACUCCUCCUCCCAGGCAGCAGCCACCUGCUAUAGACAUCCCCCAGAGCUAAGAGGGGUUGGUCCCUGGGAAGAUAUUUGAAUCAGUCCACAUCCCCGCCCCCCUCCUGCAGCCCGUCCCUGGGCAUUUCUUUCCAGUGGGCUAGGGGUCAGAAUGUACUGGUUACAAAGCCCCUUCUACAGAACCCCUGGAAGUUUUUCAUGUGCUUCUGGGAAAUACCCAAAAGGUGAAGCUAUUUAUCUGUAGGAAGCUAUUUAUCUGUGUUUUUGAAAUAUUAAACCCUGGAGGUCCUUUGAUUAGUAUGAUUUUUUUUUUUUUGUUACUUUGUCAGAGGCAUAAAGGGUUCAAGCUGAUUCAUAAUAAACAUCUGUACUUCUUCCACCUUAACCCUUGGUGCUGUGAUCCUUCACUUUUUUUCACCAGCCAAGUCUGGUUCCCAAAAACUCAUCAGGAAGAUGUGAGAAGGCCCUCCUCGAAAGUCUUCAUCUCAGAGCCACUAAGCCCCCAUUCAGGCUCUCUCAACCAAAUCCCAAAGAGAAUUAAGGAAGAUAGCACUAUUUUAUCUCUGAGUCUCCAAAGACUUCAUCCCGUCCUAGCACCAGAACUGCGAGGGGGAGGAGCCUCAGCCGCUUUUAUGUGAGAAUGGCCACCAGUUCUCUGCCCUGUAAGACUCUGAAAAGUCACAUUACAUCGCAUGAGCUACCAUUUGUGGCAUCCCAUUUCAUAGACGCUGACCCUGCUAAGUCAUGUCCAAAAACAUUAUGGGAGAACCUUUUGACCUCUUGUAAUAAAAAGAGAAGCCAAUGGAAAUGAAAGAGCAAAAACCGUAGCCAACUGGUUGCCACAGGUUGGGGAGGAGAGGGGCAGCUGUAUAGAUCCUGUUUGAGUGUUUUUAUGACUGUAUUUGUUUAUACUUUAACAAGCCAGCUGUCCCCGAUGCAGUUGCUACUCAGGGUAAGUUAAAUACCUGGGAAGUCCCUCAGAAGGUUACAGGGCUGCCCGCCAUUGGAGUCUCAGCAGCGUAGGCAGGUUUAUGACCAAAUGAGAGAAUAAUGGCUUUAUGCCUUGCUUGGCAAGUCCUCUGUCUUUAUUCCUUAGUUCAGAAGUCUCAUUGGUCCUGGAACUUCCAAAGAUGAUUUGUAAUAGAAGAAAUGGAAUCUAUAAAGCAAGGACUCUUAUAAAAUGAGACCUUUUCCUUAUGCCCCCACAAAAAGUCAUCUGUGCCUAAACUGAUAGGUUUAACUGGUAACAUUGCUAAGACUGAAGAGGAAGAGAGAUGGAGGAGGAGGAAAAGAAGAAGAAGGAGGAGGAGAAGAAAAUGGGUCCCACAUUAGUCAGGGCUGGUCUUAUACAUGGGGUGAUUAUGAAGGAACUAUUUUUAAAAGAGGGGCCCACUUUCUGCACUCCUUUCCAAUUUUUGUUCUCCCCUACAUCCUCAUGACCACCUCUCAAUCAUGAUCUUUGAAAACUUCCUUCUGUGAACUUCCUCAGCCAGUUCCAUAUCCAGCUGUCUGGGUUUCUCUUUAUUUUCAAGUGGAUAGAAAAGAAAAGGAUAUCUAGCCACUCCCCUUCACAGUGCUAUGUCCAAGUGCUCUCUGCUUUCCAAGAGCUUUCCUGGUCUGCUGCAGACACCCUCACUCUGACUCUUUAGCCACUCUAGGAUUUGGUUCAGGAGGGCUAUGCCAGGUUUGAUCUGUCCCCAGAUUCCUUUCAGGGUCGUGGAUAGUCUUACAAGUCUCACAGUUAGGGAUGGUUUUCUUUUUCUAGAGAUUUCCAAUAAACAGGCUGAGAUAGGUGAUCGUUUUCUAUUUCAUUUUAGAAUUUCAUACGAUCUUUCCUUUUAUUACUGUUGUAGUCCACACUUGGAUAUACCUCUGUGUCCACAGACAGGAAUGGGAGAGGUCCAGAGCGUCCAGCCCUCGAAUGUAAUAUCCUUCCAAUAGUGCCCUGAGUUCAUGGAAAAGGAGGUAUUCUCUUCCAUUUGAAAUAAUGAUGUAAUUCCAGUAAGCUGAGAGUUUAAGAUGCAAUUUUUCCUACAAUUGUAAAUCUUUUGUGUCUCCUGAGCGUUGCCUUUAAAUUAGCACUGCGUGAAAAAAAAAAUGGGGCAAGAGACUCUUUCAUAUCCAUAUUUUGUAGAUUCUGGCCUAGCAGAAUGGAGUUCUCCAGCAGAACCUCUCAAAGUUUUAUAUUGGGACCAUGAUGCCAAGAACUGAUUCCAUAGCCAGUGUUCAUUCAAUACUAGUACAGCUGAGGAGUGGGAGAAAGGAACCUCUGACUUCUCUAGAAAUGUUACGUGUACUUAAGAAUAAAAAUAACAUGGCCUGUUUACCUUUAUGUAAUAGGUAUGCCUUUCUAUAGAUCACUUUUGUUGAGUUUUCAAAGAAUAGCUCAUUGUUCACGCAUGUACAGCGACCGUUGUUACUUUGAUUUGUCACAGCACACCCUUCCCCUGAUUUUUGUAUACUUACUGAUGGACCAGUAGUAAUGAGGAAAGCAUGAUAUGUAUAUUGCCCUGUUGAAAGCACUUAUUGGAAAAAUACCAAAAGGCUACUAUUAAAAGGCUAAAGGAAAUGGA
Lutra lutra (Eurasian river otter) is the source of this 5090-nucleotide messenger RNA. RefSeq names its product CD44 molecule (Indian blood group) (gene CD44). Gene Ontology annotation, cellular component: plasma membrane; macrophage migration inhibitory factor receptor complex; basolateral plasma membrane. Lineage: Eukaryota; Metazoa; Chordata; Mammalia; Carnivora; Mustelidae. The coding region runs from base 177 to 2174 and encodes 665 amino acids. Gene Ontology annotation, molecular function: hyaluronic acid binding; cytokine receptor activity. Gene Ontology annotation, biological process: positive regulation of ERK1 and ERK2 cascade; inflammatory response; cell adhesion. The record is from RefSeq and is a predicted model, not a curated record. The transcript has 16 exons.